Molecule: messenger RNA, 885 nt
Organism: Zophobas morio
Lineage: Eukaryota; Metazoa; Arthropoda; Insecta; Coleoptera; Tenebrionidae
Product: slit homolog 2 protein-like
Exons: 11
Coding region: 133-873 (246 amino acids)
Cellular component (GO): extracellular matrix
Molecular function (GO): protein binding
Source: RefSeq, a predicted model, not a curated record
CACUACUCCUUUUUAUUCUUUCUAGCCAUAUUUUGGGGCAAAGUUUUAGCGGGGGAUAGAUGUACAGAACUUAGUAGAGCGCCUGCCUUAGACUUAUCGGGAUGCUCACUACGGAAGUUACCUUCUCCCGCGAUGUGUUCCACAAAUGUUAAGUUAUUAAAUCUUAGUCACAAUUGGCUUGUAUCAAUCGCUCCCAAUUCAUUUAUUAAAUUUCCUUAUUUAAGGAAAUUAAGCCUAAAUAAUAACCUCCUUUACUCUAUUGACUCUAAGCUAUUUGACGGACUAGUCUCACUGAAGUCGCUAUCUCUUCACAAAAAUCAAAUUACCCAUAUUGCAGAUGACGUUUUUUCUGAGUUGUCCGAGUUACGAUUUCUCCGUUUAUUUAAUAACAAACUUUUUAAUUUGAGUGAAAACUUAUUUAAGGCUCUGGUCAAGCUUAAGCGUUUGAAUCUUCGGAACAAUAACAUAGCUUUGAUACCUCCCUAUCUUUUUAAAGAUCUUAAAAAAUUAACAUAUUUAGAUCUGCGAGUUAACCAGAUUCACUCUUUAAAUUCCAGGAUGUUUGCAGGGCUAAAGUCACUACAGAAUUUACGUCUUCACGAUAAUUUAUUGGAAUUAAUUUCCACGGGAACAUUUAUAAAAUUAACUGCGCUAACGCAUUUAGAUCUUAGUGGUAAUCUCAUAACAAAAAUUGAAUCUCAAGCUUUCAGCGAUUCGUUUAACUUUAGUGUUUUAAAACUUACGCUUUAUUGGAAUUUUCUUUGUUGCUCGCGCGCACACUAUCAGAAUAAUUUAACUUAUUUUGGAAACGUGUGUACUCAUGAUAACAAAAUAGUAUUCUAUGAAAACAUCCCUUUAGAAGAUUGUGCUUAAUUUCCUAAAUCA